AUGGCUGGUCAAGGUUGGGGCGAUGUGGUGGAAGAAGCCCAUCAAGCCCAUCCGCCCGCGCCAGGCCCCCCCGCGCCAUACAUGCACCCCGCUGGCGGGCCUUCCGCUCCGGGGGGACCCCGCGGACAGGGACCAAUUCUACGGCAGCCGAUCACGUCGUACGUCCCCCCCCACUUGCGCGGCCGCGGGCCAGUCGGCGGGGGAGAUUUUGCGCAGCCUCCGGGUAUGCCGGGGAUGGGCCCACCGGGAGCUCCCGGCCCUGCGCCGGUAGUUUCCUGGAAUGCGCCGGCGGGGGGAGCUGGCGGAUCGUGGGCGGAUCAGGCAGGCGCGACGGGUCCAGCAUACGGGGGACCUCCGCCAGGCGGCGCAUGGAACGGCGGAGCUUCAGGCGGAGGCGGCUGGGGUGGCGGAGGAUACGGCGGAGGGGGCGGAGGCGCCUGGCAAGGGGGGGGUGCCGGAGGCGGGUACGGCGGCGGCCGAGGGGGAUACGGCGGCGGGAGACGGGGCGGCGGCGGUGGCGGCGGCGGAGGGCCGCUGGGAGGGUUUAGCGGGUCAGGCGGCGGGCGGGAGGAGGAUCCGUUUUCGACGCAGACGAAGAAGGACUCAGAGGCGGUGUUUGAGAACCACCAGAACACGGGCAUUAACUUCGACGCGUACGAGGAUAUCCCCGUCGAAACCAGCGGCGACAAUGUCCCCCCCGCCAUCACUGCUUUCGACGGAUCGGGGCUCCAGCCCGCGGUGAUGGAGAAUGUGAAGCGCUGCAACUACUCCAACCCCACGCCAGUGCAGCGGCACGCCAUCCCCAUCUCGCUCGCGGGGCGCGACCUGAUGGCGUGCGCGCAGACGGGGUCCGGCAAGACGGCCGCGUUCUGCCUGCCCAUCAUCUCCGGCAUCCUCGCCGCCGGGCCGCCGCCCGACCGCCCCCGCUUCGGCCGCAAAGCGUUCCCGCUCGCGCUGAUUCUGUCGCCCACGCGCGAGCUCACGAGCCAGAUCCACGCGGAGGCCUGCAAGUUUGCUUACAAGACUGGCCUGCGCGCAGUCGUUGUUUAUGGCGGUGCCCCUGCCGGCCAGCAGAUGCGGGAGCUGGAGAGGGGAGUUGAGAUCCUUGUCGCCACGCCUGGAAGGCUGUGCGACAUGCUGGAGCGAGGAAAGGUAUCCCUCACCAUGGUGCGCUACCUUGCUCUCGACGAGGCCGAUCGCAUGUUGGACAUGGGCUUCGAGCCGCAGAUCCGGCGCAUCGUGGAGCAGGAAGGCAUGCCGCGCGCGGGCGAGCGCCAGACGCUCAUGUUCUCGGCCACGUUCCCCAAGGAGAUCCAGCGCCUGGCCGCCGACUUCCUGGCCAACUACGUGUUCCUCACGGUGGGGCGCGUGGGGUCGUCCACGGAUCUCAUUCAGCAGCGCGUGGAGUAUGUGCCCGAGCAUGACAAGCGGUCGGUGCUCAUGGAUCUAAUCCACGCGCACCACACCUCCAACGGCGCUACUGGCAACGCGGGCGGGCUCACACUGGUGUUUGUGGAGACCAAGAAGGGAGCGGACUCGCUGGAGGACUGGCUGUGCCGCAACGGCUUCCCCGCCACGUCCAUCCACGGCGACCGCUCGCAGCAGGAGCGCGAGUCGGCUCUGCGCUCCUUCCGCUCCGGCCGCACGCCCAUCCUCGUCGCCACCGACGUGGCGGCGCGCGGCCUCGACAUCCCGCACGUGAGCCACGUCAUCAACUACGACCUGCCCUCCGACAUCGAUGACUACGUGCAUCGCAUCGGGCGUACCGGGCGCGCGGGGAAGACUGGUUUAGCCACGGCGUUUUUCUGUGACAAGGAUACGAACCUGGCGCGGUCGCUGAUAGAGUUGAUGAGUGAGGCAAAUCAGGAGGUGCCCGGGUGGUUGCAGAACUUCGCGUCGCGGUCGGGGUAUGGUGGUGGUGGGAAGGGCAGACGAGGCGGCGGUGGAAACCGGUUCGGAGGGAGGGAUUUCAGGAAGGAGCGCGGGGGAGGGGGAGGGGGGUAUGGCGGGGGUGGGUAUGGCGGUGGGGGGUAUGGCGGCGGGGGAGGGUAUGGGGGCGGGUAUGGGGGAGGAGGGGGGUACGGUGGUGGUGGUUAUGGCGGCGGUGGUGGCGGGUACAGCAACGCUCCUCCAAGCGCCUGGGAUUAG
Molecule: messenger RNA, 2148 nt
Organism: Closterium sp. NIES-65
Lineage: Eukaryota; Viridiplantae; Streptophyta; Zygnematophyceae; Desmidiales; Closteriaceae
Source: the annotation of a GenBank genome assembly